Messenger RNA from Salvia hispanica, 1110 nucleotides. RefSeq names its product PLASMODESMATA CALLOSE-BINDING PROTEIN 2-like. Lineage: Eukaryota; Viridiplantae; Streptophyta; Magnoliopsida; Lamiales; Lamiaceae. The record is from RefSeq and is a predicted model, not a curated record.
CCACCGUCCAACUUACUUCCUCUGUCUAGAAAUCUCCAUUCCCCUGCUCCACAAAUUCUUUCGUUUCUCUCCCCCUUCUCCCUCUCUUAGUUUCACCAACCAGCUUGAGUAGAACUGAGGGUUAAGCCAUCCUUUUCUCAUAAUUUCUCCACCUAAUCAUGGCUGUUUUAGCGCUGGCUUUGCUCUUCAUCUUAGCCUUUGCCGGCUAUUCAGAUGCAAGUUACUGUGUCUGCAACAGUGGUGUGAGUGACAGUGUUCUUCAGAAAAACAUAGAUUAUGCUUGUGGAAAUGGGGCUGAUUGUUCAGCAAUUCAACAAAAUGGGGCUUGCUUUAACCCUAACACUGUUAGGGAUCACUGCAGUUAUGCUGUGAAUAGCUAUUAUCAGAAGAAGGGCAAUGCCCCAAUGAGCUGUGAUUUUCAAGGGACUGCCACUGUCACUCCCAAUCCUCCCAGUGUAUCUUCUUCAUCAUGUGUCUAUCCUUCUAGUGCUAGCAAUGCCGGUGGCACUACUCCAUCGACCACCCCUCCCGGGACUCCGACCUCUCUACCACCUCCGGCCUCUACAACUCCAGGGGGCACCACUCCAACUCCGGGAGGCAACACCACCCCAGGAGGCAGCACUUUCCCGGGCGGGACUACCACCCCAAGUGGUAUCCCGGGGUCACCCACAACUCCUGGUUUUGGCCUUGCACCGACGGGGACAGGAACUGGAUUUGACAGCGGUAGUGUCAAGCUUCUAUCAUCUCAAAGCAGCACCUUCAUGCUUGCUGCAGUGAUCUUCAUAUUCACCCUCUUUUUCCCAAUGAUGUGAUGAAAACCACCCUCGAGUUGUGCAAGAUUCGACAGACGAGAGCCGGAGGAACGAAACGGAUGGACCGAUGUCGAGGCCGCAAAGAAGUGAUUCUCCACUUGAGAGACUUUUUCUUUUUGUGUUGUUUUCUUGAAAAAAGGAAGAGUAAGGGAAUCUGAUUCUGUGUGGGUGGAGAUGUGUGGCUGUUUUCUUUGGGUAGAAUGUGCUCUCCUCUGUUUAUAUUUUUCCUGUGUAAAAUCUAGAUUAGGGCCCCUAAUAUGUUGCUUUGUAUGUUUGAAAUUUUAUUGAGAUUUUUAUA